Didymosphaeria variabile is the source of this 555-nucleotide messenger RNA. RefSeq lists its product as uncharacterized. Lineage: Eukaryota; Fungi; Ascomycota; Dothideomycetes; Pleosporales; Didymosphaeriaceae. The transcript has a single exon. The record is from RefSeq and is a predicted model, not a curated record. The coding region runs from base 1 to 555 and encodes 184 amino acids. Gene Ontology annotation, molecular function: acyltransferase activity, transferring groups other than amino-acyl groups.
AUGACCUCAGCAAAGCAAAAGCUGUCCCGUCGCAGCUGGACGAAGGACACCUACUUCAUCUCGACAGACACAGCCCUUAUUCCAAUCGCCGAGCUCAAUGCCGUCUUCGCGUCUGACCUUUUCUACUGGGCAGAUGCCUUACCGGAAGACGUACUGCGCGAGACGCUCGAAAACUCACUCUGCUUCGGCGUGUACGAGGACCUUGACACGAGGCCGAAUGCUGAAACGGCUCAAUCCAAGCUCAUAGGCUUUGCCCGCUGCAUUACCGACUUCACGACCUUCCUAUAUCUCACCGACGUCUACAUCGAUACCGAUUUCCAAGGCAAAGGACUUGGUGCUUGGCUAAUUACAUGUGUGCAAGAAGUGAUCAAGGAGAUACCGCACCUGAGGCGGAGUUUGCUGUUCACGAGCGGCUGGGAGAAGACUGUGCCAUUCUAUGAGAAGUUGAUGGAAAUGAGCGUGCUGGAGUGCAAAAGACCGGCUGAGGGAGAGAAGGGUGAAGGUGUGGCUAUCAUGCAGUGGAGGGGGCCGGCAUUCCCAGACGCUUUGCGAUAA